Messenger RNA from Caenorhabditis remanei, 225 nucleotides. RefSeq lists its product as uncharacterized. The record is from RefSeq and is a predicted model, not a curated record. The coding region runs from base 1 to 225 and encodes 74 amino acids. NCBI's taxonomy places the organism in Eukaryota, Metazoa, Nematoda, Chromadorea, Rhabditida, Rhabditidae. The transcript has a single exon.
AUGAACGCUAAAUUUCUUCUCUGUGUUUUGGCAGUCGUCUUGUGCUCUGUCGUACAAGAAGCUUCUGCUCAGUAUUAUGGAUACUCUUCCUAUUACCCAUCCUACUAUGGCGGAUACGGUCUCGGAGCUUACAAUGGUUAUUAUGGUGGAUAUGGAUAUGGAUCAGCCUAUGGUUACUACGGAAAGAGAGAAGCUGGAUUUGGACCGUCUCAGCAAACGAACUAA